AUGACGCCCUGGGAGAAGGGGCCCGUGGUCCAGGGCCGGGAUAGCUACCACAGUGAGAUGCUGAUGAUGAUGACGGUGGCAGUGGUAGUGAUGGCGAUGGGGGUGAUAUUAAUAGUGAUGAUGGUGUCAGGGAUGGUGGUCUUGGGGGUGGUGAUGGUGGUGAUGAUAACGGCUACAUUUUGGGGCGGAGGAAAGCGCAAAGGGAAAAGCAAGAAGUGGAAGGAAAUCCUGAAGUUCCCUCACAUCAGCCAGUGUGAAGACCUCCGGAGGACCAUAGACAGAGACUACUGCAGCUUAUGUGACAAGCAGCCGAUCGGGAGGCUGCUUUUCCGGCAGUUCUGUGAAGCGAGGCCUGGGCUGGAGUGUUACAUUCAGUUUCUGGACUCAGUGGCAGAAUAUGAAGUUACUCCAGAUGAAAAACUGGGAGAAAAAGGGAAGGAAAUUAUGACCAAGUACCUCACCCCUAAGUCCCCAGUUUUCAUCGCCCAAGUCGGUCGGGACCUGGUCUCCCAGACGGAGGAGAAGCUCCUACAGAGGCCCUGCAAAGAGCUCUUCUCGGCCUGUGCACAGUCUGUCCAUGACUACCUACGGGGAGGGCCCUUCCGUGAGUACCUGGACAGCAUGUAUUUUGAUCGCUUUCUCCAGUGGAAGUGGUUGGAAAGGCAACCGAUAACCAAAAACACCUUCAGGCAGUACCGAGUGCUGGGGAAGGGGGGCUUCGGGGAGGUCUGUGCCUGCCAGGUUCGGGCCACGGGGAAGAUGUACGCCUGCAAGCGCUUGGAGAAGAAGAGGAUCAAGAAGAGGAAAGGGGAGUCCAUGGCCCUCAACGAGAAGCAGAUCCUGGAGAAGGUCAACAGCCCGUUUGUGGUCAACCUGGCCUAUGCCUACGAGACCAAGGACGCGCUGUGCUUGGUCCUGACCAUCAUGAACGGGGGCGACCUGAAGUUCCACAUCUACAACAUGGGGAACCCCGGUUUCGAGGAGGAGCGGGCCCUGUUCUACGCGGCGGAGAUCCUGUGCGGCCUGGAAGACCUGCACCUGGAGAACACCGUCUACAGGGACCUGAAACCCGAGAAUAUCCUGCUAGAUGAUUACGGCCACAUUAGGAUCUCCGACCUGGGCCUGGCCGUGAAGAUCCCCGAGGGAGACCUGAUCCGAGGCCGGGUGGGCACCGUCGGCUACAUGGCUCCCGAAGUCCUGAACAACCAGAGGUACGGCCUGAGCCCCGACUACUGGGGUCUGGGCUGCCUCCUCUACGAGAUGAUCGAGGGCCAGUCGCCGUUCCGGGGCCGCAAGGAGAAGGUGAAGCGGGAGGAGGUGGACCGCCGGGUCCUGGAGACGGAGGAGGUGUACUCCCACAAGUUCUCCGAGGAGGCCAAGUCCAUCUGCAAAAUGCUGCUCACCAAAGACGCGAAGCAGAGGCUGGGCUGUCAGGAGGAGGGGGCCGCGGAGGUCAAGAGGCACCCCUUCUUCAGGAACAUGAACUUCAAGCGCUUGGAAGCCGGGAUGUUGGACCCGCCCUUCAUUCCAGAUGUGAGUAGCUCCUCCAGCCCAGACUGAGCCUGUGCCCUGUUCCCAGCCUGGCACUCACCGAAUGUCGGUUCCGGACCUCGAUCCCGGGGCCGAGGAGACCCGUGGGCAGGCGGCGGCCUCUGCCCUCCGGUGACAGACAUGUCACCCGGGCUGGGGGCCCUGCAUCCAUCCUGGAGUCACCUCCUCCAUGAAGUCCUCGUCCUCAGACCUACAGGCCCCAGAGCCCCAGGAAGGCUCAGUCCCAGCUUUGAGUUCCUGGAGGGGAAGGCCUGCCUGCGUCGUCUCUGUGGGCCUCAGCAGAGAGCAGCCCAGUGCGUGGCUGGGGGGAGUGAGAUAAAGAUAUUACCGCCAGAUGAUGAUAUCACGCGCGCUUACAGCCCAGGCGCAGGCGCUCCCAUAGCCCGGCCUGCAGGUGGGAGACAGGCCCGUGGGACGUGGGACUUUUCCAAAUUCCUAAGCACCAGCGCUGGGACCCAGAAGGCCCGUCUGGCUGCAGAGCCUGGUGCCGAGCCCUUUGGUGCCCCGUAAUGUGAGAGGGGGUUGGGGAGGCCCCCUGGGAGGUGUCCGUGGCUGCGUGUUCCUCGGGCCUGGGAACCAGCAUUCGCUCUCUAUGGCGGGGCCCAGUGUCCCAAACAGAAAGGACUUUGGAAACUUUCCCCGUCCCAGCCCUGGGCCUCUGGGGAACAAAGACUGUGUGACG
This is a messenger RNA of Myotis davidii, 2233 nucleotides long. Its product is annotated as G protein-coupled receptor kinase 5. Gene Ontology annotation, molecular function: G protein-coupled receptor kinase activity; ATP binding. Gene Ontology annotation, biological process: protein phosphorylation; signal transduction; regulation of signal transduction. Lineage: Eukaryota; Metazoa; Chordata; Mammalia; Chiroptera; Vespertilionidae. The coding region runs from base 1 to 1560 and encodes 519 amino acids. Gene Ontology annotation, cellular component: cytoplasm. The transcript is spliced from 13 exons. The record is from RefSeq and is a predicted model, not a curated record.